AGUCUAGUUUUAGUUGAGCUCCCGCGCUAACCGUUCGUCGUACGCAUCACACAUCGCGCAUGUCGCACUUCUCUUUAUUUAUCAUUGCAGUAGGCCUAGAGAAAUGAUUAGGGAAAUCAUAAACAAUCAUAGACGCGCUCUGGCCGAAAAAAGGUGGUUGGUGUUGUUGUGCUGUCACGCGUUUUUGGACGAGAGUAAACGGAAAUCGGGAUGCGGUGAUUGUUACAUUAUCGAACGCCAGGUGUCCUUCCAUUCGAUUGAGGAGGAAGAAGAGGAGGAAGAGGAGGAAGAGGAGGAGGACUUCAGGAUGGUGUCGACUUUCGAGUACGAAACUAGGCUGCCGAAAAGUUGUCUGUUGGAGUUGGAGGAGGUUCUGCGUACUCUGCAGAGCAACAAAGACGACCCGAUCAGCCGAAACGUCGGGCCCUUCCCUCGCAAUGACGACGGUUUGUAUUUCACCGAAGACAUACAAAUCCGGCCUAACGCCAUUGGCAACCGGGGCUUCAGGCAGUCCAAGACGGAAGAUUUCGACAUACGUCGAAAAUCUCCCACGAAGAUACAUGAUUUUCAAGUCACCGGUUGCGUGAAAAUACAACUACCGAAUGAGCAUUCUCUAUUGAAACUGAAGAAGAACGAACAUAUUCGCUACCAAAAUAAUGUGAUAUAUAAAGAUUCCCUAACACAAUCCUCACCUUUGAAAUCCGGCGUGCAAUUCAAGUCGGCAAGGGUGCUAAACAAAAAAGAAGUAGAGCUGCGUGACGCCGGCAACCACGCGUACCUGCUCAUCUUCGAUUCAUCCAAGGAUGCCAAGAAUUUCACCGAAACCGACAACGUCGCCUGUCUCUUCGACACGGAAAAGUCGACCAUCACCAAAACUCUGCUGAGGUUGUUGGGAAAGAGGUCGAGCAGAGAGGUGCUCGAGAAAAAAGGGAUUUAUCAGAACGAGCCUAUCUUCGGAAAUACCCUCAAGAACAUCUACAAUUCAGAAAAUGGCGUUCCCAGUUUCAUUCUGAAAACCAUGGAGCUCAUCGAGCGGCCCGACAACAUCACCAGCCUGGGACUGUACAGGACGUCCGGCAACCUGGCCACCAUCCAGAAGAUUCGCCUGGAAGUGGACAAGGGCAAUCCCGGCAUCCUCGACAACUACGCCAAGGAUCCCGACGUGCUCACCGGCAGUCUGAAGCUGUUCUUCAGAGAGUUGAAGGAGCCGCUGAUGUCUUGCCAAACUUGUGAUAAUCUGUCGUGUCUUGCGAGGAACGACAAGAACUAUUGUAAGAAAGACAAAGACAAAGUGCGGACGAUCUUGAAGCACCUGCCUGAAGCCAACUCGGAAACGCUGUUAGCUCUCGUCCGGCACCUGAUCGAGGUGGUCAAGUACAAAGAUCAAAAUAAGAUGGACACGUACAAUCUGGCCGUCUGUUGGGGCCCCACCGUCAUUUUCGCCACGGACGCUUCGGACUGCUCGAAGGAUCUAGUCACCCAGUCCACCGAGGCCACAAGGCUGUUCGAUGCUCUGCUCACGUUUUACAUAAACAAUCCGGAGGAACUCGAAUUGAGGAAGAGGCCUCGCUUGGACUCUAACAGGAACACCAUCCAUCGGGAGGAUUCCAAAGACAGCGUCGCCAGUUCCGAUAGUAGCAGUUCGUGGCAUAAAAAAAAUUCGAGCAAUCCGAACAUCGAUAUUAUCGAUGAAGGUCUGCGGAAAAGCGUCGAACUUAUUGAAAAUUGUAUUACGACGAACGGUCUCUACAAAAAAUCCGGCUCGCUGGAAAGGACGAACAAGAUUGUGAAGAAAAUGACGAAGAAAAAGACAGCGGAAAUGGAAAAAUACAAACAUGACGUCUACGAGUUGACUGACUCUUUGAAGAAAUAUAUGAGGGAAGUUCACGAACCGCUAGUGACCAAAGAAGCUGUCGAGCAUAUUAAUAAACUCUGUGGUAAGGAUUUUGAUGAAUAUUUCAGAUUACAGUUCUUUCAAUCAUGA
Messenger RNA from Phaedon cochleariae (mustard beetle), 1984 nucleotides. Lineage: Eukaryota; Metazoa; Arthropoda; Insecta; Coleoptera; Chrysomelidae. The record is from the annotation of a GenBank genome assembly.